Molecule: messenger RNA, 8265 nt
Organism: Sordaria macrospora k-hell
Lineage: Eukaryota; Fungi; Ascomycota; Sordariomycetes; Sordariales; Sordariaceae
Biological process (GO): cell morphogenesis
Cellular component (GO): site of polarized growth; cell cortex
Source: RefSeq, a predicted model, not a curated record
AUGCUGCCUUCGGACCACGAGCCCUUGAACUUUUCUCCCCGAACCAUUGCCCGGCUUGAAGAGGAGGAUGAGAACACCGACUGGCAGAGAACACUGAGGCCGGUUGCCCCCGACAGCCGAAGCGUUGCCCAUUCCCGCGAAUCGUCUCUCGAAAAACUACAGUGGUCUGCUAGCAGUACUGUUCGCGCCCAUGCGCCCCAGCGCCUAGUCGACUCCAAGCCCUCCUCGUACGGCCAUCACAGACAGACGUCCAUUGUCCACGGCAUUGGCAUCCAGCAUUCGAGAAAUGGGAGUCUUGCGAGCAACCACUCGAGCCCUCUCAGUCCCCAAAUGAUUGCCGCCGCCGGCGCAGGCAUUCCCCCCGAUCGAGCGGAUCUACAUGGCUUCUCGCGCAAGGACAACGACGGCUCUUCCAUAGGCUCAAGGCCUCAGACGGCCCUUUCCGGAACAACGGCGGCAUCCGUGCCCGUGAUCCCCGAACGAACUUCGUCUGCUGCUGCUAUGAAUGAUCCCGUUGGAGGACAAGCGGGAACGCACAGAAAGCCGGAAAGGAUGGCCAGCGGGAGGUCUCGACGGGACCACCCCCAUCACCAUUCCCAUUCGUCUCGGCACAAGGAUGACCCGAAGACGGUCGGUGAUUACGCGCUGCAUGUGCUCUUUACGUCCUUCAUUGCCCAAGCGGAAGAGAAGUUGACCGAGAUCACAAGCAUUCCACUCCACGAGCCGGAACCACAUGUCGAACAAAUAUGUGGGCCUGGUAUAGACGCUGCCUUCGACCAGAAGAGCAAAAGUGACGCUGCCAAUGAGGCCCGCGAUGCCCGCGCGCAACUUCACAAUGCGCGGAGUCAUCUGCCCGGCGGUGCUUUACAAAGGAGGAACACCGAGCCCGUUCAGGCCACUGGCCCUGGCAGUACUGGCCAGCCCGAGGUCCAGCAUGCCGGACAAGCCGAUAUUGCGCAAACCGUCGCUGUGGCUGAGCGCCGGUCAACUGUUUCCAUUUAUAUCCUUUGCCGUGUUCUCCUCGAGGUCUUUACUCAGAGCACACUCGCUUCUAUCACGCCGGAGAUGGAGGACAAGCUUGAGAAGAUUAUUUUCCAGCAGCUCAAAAGUACCGAGCCUGACUCGUUGUUAAUCUCACCGCUGAAACUUGCAAAUUGGAAUCUCUUUGCUCAACUGUUGGGUGCGAUGAGCGAAAUCAGCUUCACGAGUGUGGCCGACCGGUUUAUCAACGACCUGGAGCGCUCCAUGCAAGAGCUAGGCACCAAGAUCCCCACCGGUGGGCGAGAUGUCGAAAGCAGGAUAGAGCUGAUUCUCAUUGGAAUGAAGCACCUUCGGAUCAGGCUCUCACCUCCAGAUGCCUGGGAGCGCUCUUGUAACUUCCUCAUCUCCCUUGGCAAGCUCUUCAAUGUGUCCCAUGGCCAAAAGGUAAAGGCAGCCUUUUGCCAAGUGCUUGAAAUGCUUGUGCUUCCCAUUGCCGCCACAGCCAGCAGCAGUGACCUUGCCUAUCCGAGGUGGAAAGAAGUGGUCACAACCAUCACUCCCAAGCUGGCCCACAUGUUUAUGAGGCCGCGGCAUUGGACCUAUUCGUUUGCCCUCACAGCAACGAUGCUUUGCGCCGACGUGCCCGAAAACUUUGGUAGCCAGUGGAUGCAGUUGAUCUACCCGCUUAACAGCAAGCUUCAGGACCGCAUGACAAGACCGCUGUGUCUGCAGGCCAUAUCCAGGCUCUUGUGGACCUACCUUUACCGCACGAACGAUAGCGUCGCGAACUCUACGAGGAAGCUCGAUGAAGUCGUGAAAAUCGCCCUUCCCAAUACCAAGCGAGCAUUUAGCGCUGCAGACCUCGCUGUUACUGAGCCACUGGUCCAGAUCAUCAGGUUUAUAGGGUACAUGUACCCUGAAUACUGUUUUCGCAACAUCAUAUUUCCCUUGGUGAACGCCGACCAGUUCGCAUCCAACAAGGACCUCAAGAUCGAGUUUCUUGACCCCGAUAGGAUGGUGGUUGGCAUACACGCUUUUCUCGCGGUGAUGGCGGACUUGGAGAAGGGAGAGCAAGGGAAGCCGCCAUUUCCUCUGGAUUAUACCUAUUCCGCAUCCCUCAUGGAUCGAGUUUCCAUCUUUUCCGUGCUUGCAUCUCCGCACAGCAGCCUGGCCGCCACUCCGGCCCAGGGGGUCGAUGAAGCGAGGCUCUCAAAACCGGUACAAAUAUCAGUUCUAUCUGACACGGUCAAAGACUACUACAGCCGAUUUUGCGAAAUACUCGGGAAGAUCGCCAUCAUCUGCGAUAACACAUUUGGUGGACAAGCUGUGUUGGAUGAAAAGUUCAAGGAUGAAAAGUUCAACAGUCCUGGCCCCAAGACGCCCAUGACAGAUACUUUCAAAUUCUCGCGCCGAGAUGAUCAACAAAGCGCGUACGAGCAGAAACAGGCCUUCUACGAGCUAUUUCAUGUCGCGGUCGAGGCUUUACCACGAUGUUUGUCGGCUGACAUCCCAUUCAAUACGCUAAUCAACCUUCUGUGUACGGGAACCGCUCAUGUUCAGUCAAACAUUGCGCGUUCAUCUGCGCAGUCACUCAAGGCCAUUGCUCGGCAGUCUCAUGCCCAGCAAGUUACCAUGGGCUUUGCCCGGUUUAUCUUCAACUUCGACGACCGAUACUCUACCAUGUCCGAUGGUGGGAUGUUGGGCCCAGGACACAUCGAAAAGACACUCAUGCUCUACGUCGAGCUUCUUCACAUCUGGAUCGAUGAGAUCAGGCAAAAGACAAAAGAAGCCGAGGCAGAAAGCGACGAGCCUGGUGGCACUGACAAGCGAGGCAUCAAACUCGACCUCUCCGGCAUCUGGGCUGAGGUCGACCAAGUAGAAGCACAUGGUUUAUUCUUUCUCUGUUCGCAGUCACGGCGCGUGCGGUAUUACGCAGUCACAGUUCUUCGCCUGAUCACCGAAUUCGACGCAGCUUUGAGGAAGACCAGUAACCACGAAGAGGAAAAGACCACGAGACUCAUUGAUAUUCUGGAGAACGAUUCCAUGCAGGUCAUGAGUUUCAAAGAUGACCACCUCUCGGUAGCUGAACGUAGCAGACUGGAGCGAGGCAUGCAGAACUCAAACAGUCAAGGAGCCUUGCUUGAGCUCUGUACCAGUGAUGUGUCCUAUGAUACCACACUUUGGUUCAAAAUCUUUCCCAACUUCGUUCGGAUCGCUUAUGACAAGUGCCCAUUCACAGUCACAAUCGGCCGCGACCUUGUGUGCAACAGGAUUCUACAACUCUAUCAGGCCAUAGUCGUUAUUUCCGAGCCAUCCGGAAGGAUGUACUACGGAUCCGAUGGAAGCAACUCUCGGAUGGCCAGAACCCCGACCACGCAACCUGAGGUGCUUGUUGAGCAGUUCAAGCUGUAUCUCGUCUUUGCCUGCACAACUCUUGCAGACCCAGGCAGUGCUCAGUCGGCCUCGACACAAAAUGGUCAACACGGCCGAAAGGGCUCCAAAGCCUCUUCAACCGUUGACAAGAUUGUGACAGCGCGGACCUUGUUCAAGUAUCUAAAUCCCUUACUCGGGGCAUCACUCGGUUCCGUCAGAGAUGCUGCGGUUACUGCAAUGGGCUCGAUCAACAUUCACAUCUACCGCACCCUCCUUGAGGAACUAUCGGGGCAUGUAUCCCGAUGUAACGACGAAGCUCGGGCGCGAAUCCAACCACACCAGCGCACCAACAGCAACCCAAGGCGUAACCGGAAGAUGGAUCUGGUGCGAACUGAAAUCACCCACGUGUACAAGCUGACGGCCCAUUUCUUGAAACUGCCAGAGGUGUAUAACGAUGAGUGGAUUCUCAACAACCUUGUUACCUAUGCCAAAGACCUCAAGCUAUUCCUCAUGGACGUCGAAGUCCAGAUGGAUUGGGAGUUCCAGAGGCUAAGGCGGCAUUACUGUGGUCUCAUGGAGGAGCUUUUCGAAGGCAUCAAUCGGACGAAAGACCCGUCGCGCUGGAUGACGUUCGAGUCCCGCAAGUCAGCCUUCACACUCAUGGAAGACUGGUGUGGUUUCUCGCCCAACCAAGAGCAAAUCUCGCAAAGGGAGGCUACCAUGAGACAAUCUCUCAUCAAUGAGCAGGGUGCAGGCGAGCGUGGUAAGGUGAGCGCCGCUAUGGAGAUCGAGAAAAGAAAUCUGCGAACAGCUGCUCUUAGUGCCAUGGCAUCGCUCUGCGGAGGUCCAGUCCGUGUGCUUACCGAGAGUGGCUCGUUCCUCUACUUCGACGCGCGCCGUAUGCUAAACUGGAUUGAUGCGAUAUUCAAUGCGGAGAGCAACCGCAUCAACCUCAUAGGACGACGAGCUCUAAAGAACCUAAUCGUCCACAACCAGCAAUACCCCGCUCUGUUGGAUCAUUGCAUCCUGAAGUGCUACACGACUGAGGCUCCCAAGGUGUUGGCCAGUUACUUUACGGUUGUGGUAGAAGUGCUUUCGGAGCACGUCAACUAUCCCUGUUCAUUCUGGAAGCUCCUCGGUCUCUGCUUAUUCACCUUGGGUAACGAUCAAAGUGAUAUACGAUCCAAGUCGGCACAAGUCCUGCGCACUGUCGAAGAGCGGCAACAACCGGCGCGGAACUCCAAGAUACAAGACUUCGAUAUCAGCAUAUCCGACAAGACCAAGGCCGUCUACAAACUUGCUCAGUUCGAAAUAUCCAAGCGACUGGCGAAACAGCACACCGAGUUGGCAUUUUACAUCUUUUCCGAGUUUACUUACUACUUUAAGGAGGUAGGGUCAGUGGCCCAGAGGAAUGUGGUUGCCAUCAUCCUUCCCUGGAUCCAGUCAAUAGAGCUGACCGUCGACCCCAACGGCGGACCAACCGCGGAAUCAUACGUGCUUCUCGCCAACCUCCUGGAAAUCACCAUCAAGUCGAGCGCGGCCCUACACAACGAGGUCCAGGCACUCUGGCAGGCCCUGGCGACAGGCCCUCACCCGGGCAAUGUUCGGCUGAUUCUCGACUUCAUCAUGUCCCUUUGUCUGGAACGACGGGAACAAAACUUUGUCGAGUAUGCCAAGCAGAUCGUCGUCUUCCUCGCUAGCACAAGCAGCGCCCCUGGAAACAAGGUGAUCGAGUUCCUGCUGAUGCAAAUCACGCCCAAGUCCAUGGUUACAAACGACAAGCGGGAAGCCGUGCCGCCGCCACCGGAUAUCAACACCUUGCCUUAUUGUGCAGAUCUCUCAGAGGUUCUCCCUAUAGGGACGAAACAAGCUGGCUUCUCUCUGGGACAACUUUCCCUGAUACUGCUAGUGGAUCUCAUGGUGGCUCCAGUUUGUAUUGUGCCUGAUAACGUACCUGUGUUGCUUCAGGUGGUCACGGUUCUCUGGGAUCACUACACAGCGCUUGUCCAAGAGCAAGCUCGUGAGAUGCUUGUGCACCUUAUCCAUGAACUGGUCAUUUCGAGACUCGAUGAUGACGCUCCACAGUCUACAAGAGAAUCCAUCGAGAGUCUGAUCGAUGCCAUUCGCCGUCAUGACCGGUCUGUGGUGUGGGGCUACGAAGAUAGCAAUGGCAAUGUUGGCGCCCACGACAACAAGGUACCCCCGAGCAUGGAAUAUCUUACUGCCGAGGUGGUCAAGACCUUCGAGAUCACAUUCCCUGGUAUCAAAGAGAAGUGGGGCAGGCUGUCAUUGACUUGGGCAACAUCUUGUCCAGUCAGGCACCUUGCCUGUCGGUCGUUCCAGAUCUUCAGAUGCAUAUUGACGUCUCUCGAUCACGACAUGUUAGGCGACAUGAUUGCCAGGCUCUGUAGUACUAUCUCAGACGAGGAUACCGAACUCCAGAAAUUUUCCAUGGAGGUGCUGACGACUCUGAAAACUCUCGUGGCGAAACUAGACGCCGACAAGCUACUCACUUUCCCGCAGCUCUUCUGGACAACUUGCGCAUGCUUGGAGUCCAUCAACGAGUGCGAGUUUCUGGAGGCGGUCGAAAUGCUUAACGAGUUCCUGGACAAGCUGGAUUUCCAUUCGCCGACCGUUCGAAGGAUGUUGCUCGAUGGCCAGCCCUCUAAGUGGGACGGCUCGUUUGAAGGGCUACAACCCCUUCUAUAUAAAGGCCUACGGUCUUCCACCUGUCUGGACCUGACCUUGACAACACUCGAUAAGCUCAUUCUACUGCCUAGCGAUCCGCUGAUAGGAGACGGUGGCCGCUUCUUCUUUACCAUUCUGGCAAACUUUCCUCGCCUCCUACACGCUAUGGAGGAGGAGUCACCUGAUCCGGCUGUUGCACCGACCGUCGAGACACUGUUGCACAUUGCUGAUAUUCAAGGGUUGCGAAGCAUUGCUGUCGUUUUGGAUGACUAUCUUGGGCACCGUUACGCGUCUGCCAAGGACUUCGUGGUCCAGCUCUACGCGGCCCUACGGGAGUAUUACCUACCUGAUCUGGAAUUACAGAUGCUCACAAUGCUGAUGGGGUUGCUGACCAAUGCCACCGCUUGGGUUAAGAUUCACACCAUGCGCAUCCUCCGGGUCAUCGUCACUGAGGUGGACAUGAAGAAGCCAGAGAUUGCCAGCCACGGGUCCGACAUGAUCUCGCCGCUACUGCGCCUGCUCCAAACCGAGUACUGUAUGGAGGCUCUCGAAGUGCUCGACAACAUCAUGAGCAUGUCUGGCUCAUCCAUGGACAAGCACCAUCUUCGAAUGAGCAUGACACGGCUCACCUCCAAAGCCGUCCGCAAAGAGUACGAGCGGGCACAGAGUCUAUUUGGCAUUCCGGAGGCAUCUGGCUGGGCUAUUCCCAUGCCGGCACGCAAGACUGAGUCAACGCGCGCCAACACCCACGCUGUCUUCUACAUGUGCCAGAUGAAUUCCCAAAACAUGGAGGGCGGUAUGCCGGAGAGCGAUAUCCCUACGCCGGCCGAGAUAGAAUUCGAGUUCGAGUUCCACGAUGAAUAUGCCUACGGAUAUCUCCAUGUUUCCGACAGGGCUGAUACCAUGAUGUCGGACGACGCACGUGGGCUUGAGCACGCGCCCAUGGGUGAUCUCAUAUCCAAGCUGGACAGUCUUGAUGACUUCUUCGACGACUUGUCGUCGACUGGUCCGCCUAGCGAGGGACGAUCAUCCAGGACUAUCACAGAGUUCUCUCCGGAUAGCUUCGACUCGGGUGCACAGCUGUAUGACGAGCAGAUCUUACCCAUCCUGCAUCAAGCGUCGGCAAACAACAACAAUAACAACAUCACCGCGGCAUUCCAGAGCGGUUUCGCUGAUAGACCGAGCUUAUUCUCCGGAGGCGGACCCGGACCAGCUGUAGUCGCGGGAUCCACCACUUCCUCGCCCAUAAGUCCCUCCAUGAUGCACCCCGCCACAUUUGGCAGCAUCAGCAGCAUUGUCGGCGGAGGAGACACCGGUGGAGGACCCGGUGGCAUAGUUAUUACCUCGCCGACGGCCUCAAUCACUUCCACCUCCACAUCCACCUCACAACUCCGACCGUUCCUGAUGACCAACAUCCGACCGGGAUUGCAUGCUAGAUCCAUCACCUCCCCCUCGGCGCCUGCCUCGUACCUGGCCAACAUUGGCGACUUCACCUCUGACGACGACGGCGGCGGCAUGGCCGAAUACCCGGAGGACAUUGGCGUUUUUUCUGAUAACGACGAAGACCAGUACCAGUACCCUCAGAGGCCUUCGACUGCUACCAGCACAGGGACUGUCUCUGGCGUCCCGCAAUUCCACCACCCGAACUACCACAUCUCAUCAUCUACCAGUGGAAGCGGAGCGGCACACGGUACCUACUAUAGCGGCGGCGGCGGCGGCGGCGGCGGCGGAGUAAGCGGCUCUCACAGCGCUAGUCCCAGCGUGAGCGUCGGCCACGGACCUGGCCCUGCCGUCCCACUUCACCCAACAUUAACAUCACCAUCCUUAACCUCAUCAGUAUCGGCAUCAGCAACAGACGGCUCCUCUAAGCUCGAAAACAUGAUCCGUCCAUUUGCGCAAAGCACCCGCUCCCGCAUGCGCCGACUAACGGGCGGCGGAAGCAGUCGGUCAAGGGAGGAGAGGUUGGCGGCGGUGGCGGCGGCUACGGGGCCGUUGUCGCCGCAGGUGCCCAAGGUGCCAAAUGCGUUUUUGCCAUUGGGUCAUCAUAGCCAUAACCACCAGGGGCAGCAGCAGCCACAGUCAGGUUCAAGUGCAGGAUCGGGUUCGAGUUCGCAAACUCAUGGUCAGGGCCACGGAUCGCAAGGCCAGGGGCAGGGACAACAGGGGCAUAAUCAAUCGAGAGCGCAGACACCUGUCUUGGCGGGGGAGAUUCAAAUGAUGUGA